Miniopterus natalensis is the source of this 6710-nucleotide messenger RNA. It is a transcript of the gene HIC2, whose product is annotated as HIC ZBTB transcriptional repressor 2. Lineage: Eukaryota; Metazoa; Chordata; Mammalia; Chiroptera; Miniopteridae. Gene Ontology annotation, molecular function: DNA-binding transcription factor activity, RNA polymerase II-specific; protein binding. Gene Ontology annotation, biological process: regulation of transcription by RNA polymerase II. The record is from RefSeq and is a predicted model, not a curated record. Gene Ontology annotation, cellular component: nucleus.
UCUGGAUGACCAUGUCCAUCUUCUUUCCAGGUGACCAGGCAUUGAUGCACCCCCAAGGGAGGACACGUGCUCAAGGAGGCUACCCCCGCUGGCUACUGCUCACAUGGUUUCUGGGCCCCUGGCACUCCGGUGGUACGCGUGGACAGGGCGUGGGGACAUGGGGCCUGACAUGGAGCUGCCCAGCCACUCGAAGCAGCUCCUGCUACAGCUGAACCAGCAGAGGACAAAGGGCUUCCUGUGUGAUGUCAUCAUCAUGGUGGAGAACUCCAUCUUCCGGGCCCACAAGAAUGUCCUGGCCGCCAGCAGCAUCUACUUCAAGUCCCUGGUCCUGCACGACAACCUCAUCAACCUGGACACGGACAUGGUCAGCUCCACAGUGUUCCAGCAGAUUCUGGACUUUAUCUACACGGGCAAGCUGCUUCCCAGCGACCAGCCAGCUGAGCCCAACUUCAGCACUCUCCUCACUGCCGCCAGCUACCUCCAGCUGCCCGAGUUGGCAGCCCUCUGUCGUAGAAAGCUUAAGCGAGCCGGCAAGACCUUCGGCUCUGGACGGGUGGGGGCUACUGGCAUGGGGCGGCCCCCUCGCAGCCAGCGGCUGUCCACAGCUUCCGUCAUCCAGGCUCGGUAUCCGGGGCUCAUGGAUGGACGCAAGGGGGCCCACACCACCCAGGAGCUCCCCCAGGCCAAAGGCUCAGAUGACGAGCUCUUCCUCGGCAGCUCCAACCAGGAGAGUGUACACAGCCUGGGCCGGGCUGUCUGUCCAGCCAGUGGGGAGGCCGGCCUGGGCAGCUGUAGCACCAAUGGGAGCAGUGGAGGCUGCGAGCAGGAGCUGGGCCUAGACCUGUCCAAGAAGAGCCCCCCCUUACCUCCUGCCACUCCUGGUCCCCCCCUCACUCCUGAUGACCCAGCCCAGCUGAGCGACAGUCAGCACGGCUCACCCCUCUCGGCCUCUGCCCCUCCCAUUGCCAACAGUGCCUCUUAUGCCGAGCUGGGGGGCACCCCCAGUGAGCCCAUGGAUCUGGAGGGGGCCGAGGACAACCACCUGAGCCUGUUGGAGGGGCCUGGCGGGCAGCCCCGGAAGAGCCUCCGGCACUCAGCCCGCAAGAAGGAGUGGAACAAAAAGGAGCCUGUGGCUGGCUCCCCCUUUGAGCGGAGGGAAGUGGGGCCCAAGGGCUCCUGCCCAGGGGAGGAGAGUGAGGGGCUUGGGGAAAGGGUUCCCAAUGGCAUCCUGGCCAGCAGUGGAGCAGGGGGUGGCCCCAGCGUGCCCUAUGGGGAGCCCUCAUACCCCUGCAAAGAGGAGGAGGAGAACGGCAAGGACGGGAGUGAGGACAGCGGGCAGAGCGGGAGUGAGGGGGGCAGUGGCCACGCCAGCGCCCACUACGUGUACCGGCAAGAGGGCUACGAGACAGUGUCCUAUGGGGACAACCUGUAUGUGUGCAUCCCCUGCGCCAAAGGCUUCCCCAGCUCCGAGCAGCUCAACGCCCACGUGGAGACGCACACAGAGGAGGAGCUGUUCAUCAAGGAGGAGGGUGCCUACGAGACGGGCAGUGGGGGUGCUGAGGAGGAGGCUGAGGACCUGUCAGCGCCCAGUGCAGCCUACGCAGCUGAGCCCCGGCCCUUCAAGUGCUCGGUCUGUGAGAAGACCUACAAGGACCCGGCCACUCUGCGGCAGCAUGAGAAGACGCACUGGCUGACGCGGCCCUUCCCUUGCAACAUCUGCGGCAAGAUGUUCACGCAGCGUGGCACCAUGACACGCCACAUGCGCAGCCACCUGGGCCUGAAGCCCUUCGCCUGCGAUGAGUGUGGCAUGCGCUUCACCCGCCAGUACCGCCUGACGGAGCACAUGCGCGUGCACUCAGGUGAGAAGCCCUACGAGUGCCAGCUCUGUGGGGGCAAGUUCACCCAGCAGCGCAACCUCAUCAGCCACCUGCGCAUGCACACCUCCCCCUCCUAGAAGCCAAAGACCUUCUCCAGCCUGUGGGUGGCCUCUGCAGACUCGCCCUCUGUAGGCUUGCCCUCAGGAACAAUGGAAGGAAGAAGCAAGGAGGCCCGGCAGGCGGACCUGGACCCCAAAUCCAGCGGGGGUGGCUCCUGGUGGCACCUCCAGCCAGCCCCCCCACCCAGAGCUUUAAUCCACAGUCUGUACCAAGGGAAGAGAGCAGAGGAAGGCCGGGUCUCGAGCCCCAAAGGUAUUGCGGGUGUGCAGUCUACCUCUAGAUCCCGCCCAGGCCCCCGGCUCUCUGCCAGGGCGGCCAUAGGGCCUGUGGGAGUGGGUCAUGGGGCUCGCAGAGACCUGGCCUUUUUCUCGCAGGUCAGGCCUGAGCAGGGGGAGUGGGGACCUCCCUCCAUGCUGGGAGGAUCAGGGCUGCCUGUGGCCAGGGGCAGUGUCCCCACACGCAGGAGUGCUAGUCUGUGUGCGGGCCACCUUGGUUCUAAGGGGAGCAGUGCUGGGUGGGAGGUGAUGGAGUCCCCCUUCCUCAAGUAGGGGGGCCCUCACCGCCUACCUCUCCACAACUAAAGAGCCCUUUGGGCCUGCGUUGCUGUUAUUCCUACUGAUCUGUUCCUUUUUUCUUUGUGAGUUUUGUUUUUUAAACCAAAACCAACAAGAGUUUAUUUUCCUCCCGGCCCCUCGGGGCUGAGCCUGGGUCUGCAGACUGAAUGUAUGGGGCAGCUGCCCCUCCCGCCCUGGCUGCAGGCUUCGGGGCGCCCACCCCUCCAGGCCCCAGAAGCCCUUCUUGGCCAAAGGCUUCCCUGGGCCCCGAGCCCGCCUCGGCUGCCUCAGGAGAGAGAGUGCUUUUCCUAUAGUUUCUGAGGAAUCUUUGUUUAGAGGUACUUGUUUUUUAUUAAGAGAAAAACCAGUGUAAGGUUUAUGUGAAUGUUUGAACUGGAAGGUCUGGGGUUGGGGGGGGGGAGGCCGUACUGGGUGCCAGGGCCGUUGGUCCUUGUGUUCCUUUUUGUGUGUGUGGUUUGCGCAGUGCGUGGGGACAGAUGUUGCGCUUUCCUUCUUCCUUACCUGUCAAGGUGGAGAGACUUCUGACCUUUUGCUACCUCUUGAAAUUCAUGAACAGUAAGUUGGUGACUGGCAGUUGAGGCCAUGACAGUUGUUUUCCUCUCUUAGUGCACAGACGUUUGGGUGCACAGCCCUGGGCCCCGCCACACACACCAUACUCUCAGUGAGGCUCCUGCAGCUCCAGGGUCUCUGUGCUCAUGGGUGGGUUUCCUCCUGAGCACAGGGCUAGUUGUGGCGUUCUGAGUGUGCUGCUGAGAGCCAGGGAGCCUACACAAUUCCAGUCUGGGACCAGGUGAGGGUGUCAGUUUUCCAGCCCCAUGGGAGCCAGGUAUUAGGCAACGGGGAGAUGGGAGCCAGCUCUUUUCAGCCCCUUGCCAGGAUCAGGGUGAGGCAGAAGUGAGCCCCCCCAUCCUGUUCCCUGGGCCUGCAAGAGCUUGAGCUUGGGGAAGUAGCAGCUCCAUCUAGCUAGUGCUAGCAGGUGCUAGCCAGUAUGGAGGCAUGGGAAGGGGCUGACCAGAGUGAUAUGUACCCCCUGGGGGGCAGGGAGGGGACUUGUCCUGCUUGAGCAUUGUUCUAGGUAGUCCUGGCCCACUGUCACUCUGUCUCGAGGCUGGCCGCCACCCAUUGGCUCAUCCCUGUCUGGGGUUUCACCCCUCGCCCCUCACCUUGGGUUUUCUCCACCAGCCUCAGAUGCCGCCGUGGGCCCAGAGCCUGGCUCACAAGGCCAGAGCAAGGUUGCUGAAGUCGGCUCCGCUGUCAGCUGACUGGAGCCACGGGGCUGAGACAGCGGCUUUAUCGUCUUCAUUUUGCUCCGUGCUUUUGCUUUUUUUUUUUCUUUUUUCUUUCUACUUUAAGUUCAGACCAAAAAAUUCUGGAGUCAUCCCUACCCCUACCCCUCAACCCUUCCACAGACCCUCCAGCUGAAAACAGAGCCUGAGUUCAGGGACCCGAGUGGUGAAUGGGUGUUUCGGGAGUGAGGGCUCCUGGGUGAGCCCUCCUGUGGCACCCGUGGCCCUGAGCCGGCUCCUCUUCCUUUGGGUGGGAAAUGGAGGACCAGGCCCAGGGUCUCUUGUCCAGCAGGUCAGUGAGGGGCAGGGCCUGACGCAGGCCCCUUUGCUCUCCCAGCCCCCACCCCACUCAGUCAGCACUUAAGCCACAGGACACAAAGUCUGUACUGCACGGGAGGUGUGCACCCGCCCGGCCUGCGUGUGGCCUCCUCAGCUGUGGGCCUCCGCAAACGUGAGGUGACUUGUGAAAGUAGGCGAUUCAUUUGCAGAGCUUCAGGGACUGGGCUCAAAGGCCCCUCACUCAACGACGUUUGUGCGACAUAGUAUUGUACCCACCUGAGUAUUGUAUCGAGCCUUUUCUGUAUUUUAACAAGAAAGCAAAACACUAGUUUCUUAUUUAAGACUUUAAGGGUUUGUGGGGCGGGGCGGGGUUGACACAACACUUGUUUUUGUUUUCUUUCCCUUUGAUCUCAUGUGGAGUGUGCUUGCGAGAGUGUGCGUGGAAAUGCGUUAAGAGCCUCACAAGGAAAUUAGGCCACUGGAGGCCCAGGGCGGCUUACAGUUCUCUGCUUUAGUCACUUAAUUCCUGAAUGUUUCGGAGAAACAGGAAACAGAAAACAGCAGAUGUCAUGUAGGAAAGGAUAAACGACAGCAAAAAGAAAAAAGGAAAAAAAAGCUCAUACCCAAAUUCACAAAACUUAUUUUUUAAACCAAAGCACAUUUUGAAUGAGUACGGAACCUCAACAGGAUCAGAAAAAAGAUGCUAAUAUAUUUAUCUCAUUGUUUACAUAAACUUUUACAGUUUCAGACCUCAGCAGCUGUAAGGCCAGUCCCAGUGAGUCCCAACCUUCUGCUGGAGGCCCUUCCAAGUCGGCCCUGGUAGAGCUCCCAGACAGAGGGGCAGCUAUGGGACUGGGGCAGGUGUGGCGGUCCCCGGAUUCACCUGAGCCUUCUUUCCCAGCCCCGGGCCUCUCCAAGCCCAGCUGGCACCAAAGAGCUUGGGCCAGUGCUGACUGGCCCCCAGGCCUCCUGGCCAUUCUGGCCAGCUGGCACAGCAGGGGGUGGCUGUCGGCUCUGACCACAGGACCCGAGUCUGGGCUUGGGCCCCGGGAUGGAGGUGAGCCCUACCCUGCUGCUCUGCCCAAGAUCCUGGGGUGUGUUGAUGUGAGGGUCCCUCUCAAGCCAAAAAGCCAGGACCUUUGCACGUCCAUUGAUCCUGGCUGGUCCCAGCCCCUGGGGACCCACCCUACCACCACCACUACCACCACCACCACCACCAGCAGGAGGGGCUUACUGGGCUGGUCCUUACCAACACAGAUGGUGCAAACACUCUGAACAGUGUUGUUUUUGUAUCAAUAUGUUUGUGCAGUGAUGAAUGUAUUUAUUUCUCAGACUUGGGGCGAGCGAGGGGCAGGCCGGGCUCUGCCACCGCACACUCCUGCCAGACCGAGCCACCUCAAGGGCUCGUCCAGGAUUGCAAAAAAGAAAAGAUGAACCUUUAAGCAAAUAAGAAUCUCAGAGACUCGCAGCAUAGCCAUACACCUCAGCCUGUGAACGAACAAUCCGGACCCAGACUGACUUUCAGAACCUCACACAGCCAUGUGUGUGUUUCCCAUUGGUCACCACUCUGGGGCGCUGGGCUGUCCCCUGCCCCCACCCCGUCAGUAUUCACUGGACUUGACCGAGUGCAGGAGUGCGAUCUGGGCUGGCUGGCUGGGCAGGCAGACCCCAGCUGCCUUCCCCGCGGCUGUCCCGAGUUGGGGUGAGGCCUGGGCAGCCAGGAGGGUAGGGCUCAGGGAAGAGGUCAUUGCAUCCGUCCUGUUCCCUCAACUUGGGGGGGGGGGACAAAAGCAGAGGUGCCAGGCCUUAGGAGAACAAACAAGGGGUCUCAGCUCUGCCAUGCCCCUGAAGGGACCAAGGCCCUUGCUCUUCCCCGGAGCCACGUUGGGGCAGACAUUCUUGAACCUGUGAAUCUGAUGCCAGGAGUGAGGGGAUGGAGAGGGACCUACCCAGAGCCUCCGUCUGACAUUCCAAAUCAGGGGGUGGGUGUGCACUGUGGGAAUUGAGGCUGCCCAGUACCCCCCAGCUUCAGUCAUCCCACUUUGAUUUUCUACCAGGAACCCCUCCCCCUACCUCACCUUGCUAUUUAUUGCUGUAAUUUAUUGACCUCAGAAAUGCUGCAUAACAGACCUCACUUGGGGCAGGGAGGAUCCCCAGGGCUCCCCCCCCUCCACUUGGCGGGGCCCCGUGGGGCCAGGUGCUGAGGGGAGCCUCUCUGUACCCUACCCAUCACUUGCUUUCCCCCUCCCCCCUUGGGGGACCCCAGGUUGGGCACUUGCCCAUUCAUAAAUACCUCGAGGGGGAGGGAGAGGGAUGGGGUUAUAGCUGUUUUGUUUAAUUGGAACUGGAAGAGGGAUCAUGUCCUUACUUUAUGUCCUUCCCAGAAAGGGGGGGGGACACUGUGAUCGCACUCCUGUACUGGCCACCACCGCUGUCAGUCAUCACAUUGAGUUCACUUCCCUCGAGAGUUUGGAUAAAUUCAGGUCAGAGCUGCAAGUAGCAGCCCUCAAGUGUCAUAGAAAAGCAAUUCACCAACGACUGAUCUCUCCAUUCAGAAGCGUGCAGUCUUAAUGUACAGUGAUGAGAAACUGUUAUUUUAUGAUCUUUUCAUUAAAAGCUUGAUGGAAAAACUA